UUCCCUAUAAACAAACAUAUUAGGAGGAACCAAUGUCACUUACAAAGCUCAAUUAAUUAGCCUCGUGAUUUCCAUUGGAAAAAAAAUAAAAAAAAAUAAAAAUAAAAGCCUUAUAAAUUUGGACCACAAAACAAAAGGCCAACAUAAAUAAGCCCAAGAGAGAGAUAAGUACCCCACUGCUUUUAAAUCCCAGUAUGUCACCAGCUGCCUCCUCUCAAUCCUCAACAACAGCAACAUCUGCUACUCCUCCCAAAAGCGCUUCUGAAGCCACAGCUUCUUCCUCAGCCAUGGGGAAUUGCUUAAACACUACCAGCUCCAAGGGACAAAAAACGCUUCCCAUCGACGCACCCUUCAAUUUCCCUUCCCCUCUACCAACAUGGCCCUCAGGAGGGGGAUUUGCUACGGGGAGCAUAGAUCUGGGGGGUCUAGAAGUGCGCCAAGUGCCCACAUUCACCAAGGUCUGGGCCACAUUAGACGGCGGCCCAGGCGAUGUCGGCGCCGGAUUCUUCAAUCCGACAGAAGUCCCCGCCGAUUUCUAUUCACUGGGGUCCUACACCCAACCCAACGACCGCCCCCUCAACGGUUGGGUCCUCGUCGCGCGCGACGCCCAAGAACUCGGCAUCCUCGCGAAACCCCUCGACUACACCCUCGUGUGGAGCGCCGAAUCCACCUCCGUCAAACGAGUCGGCGACGGCUUCUUCUGGCUGCCGACUCCUCCCAGCGGCUACAAAGCCGUAGGACUCCUCGUCACCGACUCCGCCCAGAAGCCCCCGCUCGACCUAAUCCGCUGCGUCCGCGCCGACUUCACCGACCAAUCAGAGCCCGACACGUCGCUCUGGUCCACCAACGACGGCAGCUUCAGCGUGAGCUCACUCCGGCCGUCCGAUCGUGGCGUCCGGGCGCGCGGCGUGUGCGCGGGCACGUUCACGGCCCAAUCGAACGGCUCUCCUUCGCCGACGACGACUCUCGCUUGUUUGAAGAAUCUCAGCGCCGAGUUCACCUCCGCAAUGCCGAAUUUAGCGCAAAUAGAAGCUCUGAUGCAAGCGUACUCUCCCGUGAUAUAUUUGCACCCCGACGAGCAAUUUUUCCCUUCUUCGGUAACUUGGUUCUUCAGCAACGGGGCGUUGCUGUACCAAAAAGGGAAUCCGAAUCCGACCGCGAUCGCCCCCGACGGGUCGAACCUCCCGCAGGGAGGGUCGAACGACGGGGAAUACUGGAUAGACCUUCCGGCAGAUGACAAGCUGAAAGCAGAAGUAAAAGCAGGCGAUUUGAACACCGCAAGAGUGUACCUCCACGUCAAGCCGAUGCUCGGGGGCACAUUUACCGAUUUAGCCCUGUGGAUAUUCUACCCGUUCAACGGCGCCGCGAGGGCGAAAGUGGAAUUUGUGAACGUCUCGCUGGGGAGGAUCGGGGAGCAUGUGGGGGACUGGGAGCACGUGACGCUGCGGGUGAGCAAUUUCAGCGGGGAGCUGCGGCGGGUGUACUACGCCGCGCACAGCGCCGGCGAGUGGGUCGACGCGUCACAGGCGGAGUACGAUCCGUCGGGGGGGAAUAAGCCCGUGGCCUACGCGUCGCUGCAUGGCCAUGCAGCGUACGCGAAGGCCGGCUUGGUACUCCAGGGCAAUGAGAAGCUGCAAAUAGGUAUAAGGAAUGAUACGGCGAAGGGGAAGAAGAUGGAUACAGCGGGGAGGUGGGAGUUGGUGGCGGCGGAGUACGACGAAGUAGGGGAGGCGGUGGCGGAGCCGGCGUGGUUGGAGUACAUGAGGGAGUGGGGGCCGAAGACGAGCUACGACAUCGCGAAGGAGCUGAAGGGCGUCGAGAGGCUGCUUCCGAAGAGGCUGCGGAGGGCGCUGGAGAAGCUGGUGGCGGAGCUGCCGGCGGAAGUGCUCGGGGAGGAAGGGCCGACUGGACCCAAGGAUAAGAGCAGUUGGACCAUGGAUGAAAAAUAAAUAUUAAAGAAAUAAUUAUUGUCAAAGUCAAAUUCACAGGAGACUUUUCAACUGUAGGCAUCAGCAUUCUGAAAUCGCCCCUGAACUUUUUUUUUUUUUUAAUUGAGAUCCACUCAGCUUCUAAUAAUUUAGAAUUGAAUAAAUUUAAAAUUUUAUCAAAUUUAUUGAUGGUUUUACUAAAUAUUAUGAGUUUAAUUACUUUUUAGUGAAUGAAAGUUAUUAAAUUGGAUAAAAUUUCUGAGCUAAUUAAGUAUAAGAACUCAAAUAAAAAAAAGGAUCUCAAUCCGUAAAACAAAAAAGUUGAGGGGCUACUCCAAAAUAUUCUAUAAGGGAUUUUCAUAUAUUUCUUUCAAAAAAAUUAUGAGUAAUGCUAUCGGUAUACUUCAACGUGAAAUACAAAUUUUACACCCACUGUACUAAAAUUAUUAAUACUUUAUUUGUCACAUCAAUUUUUUUUUUUUUUCAAGUUUAGAAUAGAGAGGGUAAGACCUACACUCUUUUUCAGAAGUACAAAAAGUAUUUUUCUAGAGCAUGUAUCUUCACAUCAAACCAUUGUUGGCUUAUUUAUUGUGUGAAUUCAUUAUUGAUUGUUGCUGUUA
Ananas comosus (pineapple) is the source of this 2548-nucleotide messenger RNA. RefSeq lists its product as uncharacterized. The transcript has 3 exons. The coding region runs from base 195 to 1949 and encodes 584 amino acids. The record is from RefSeq and is a predicted model, not a curated record. NCBI's taxonomy places the organism in Eukaryota, Viridiplantae, Streptophyta, Magnoliopsida, Poales, Bromeliaceae.